AUGUCUAGUCCAUUCACAACUGCAAAACGCCCCUCAUCACCAUCUGAAGACAGCGUACAUGAGCCAUUUGGCUGUCCAACUCCAUAUGCCGAGCCACUGUGGUUUUCCCGAAACGUGUCACCCCAUUACACUAGUUCACAUCGCAAACUUCGCGCUGCAGUGCGCAAAUAUGUCGAUGAAGAAAUCUUGCCGUAUGCCUUCGAUUGGGAAUCGGCAGGCAAAGUACCAGAUUCGGCAUGGCGACGACAUGCGGAAUUAGGAUAUCUCGCUUUAAGCACGGGACUGUCGGAUGUAAAACUACCGGGAGAUAUUAAGCCUGAGGAGUGGGACUCGUGGCACACUUUGAUUAUUACGGAUGAGUUGUCGCGUGUCGCAUAUACUGGUGUGCUAUGGGGUCUUGGCGGAGGCAAUGGAAUUGGAGUACCCCCAAUAGUCAAUUUUGGGACGGAAGAACAAAAAGCUAAAUUUCUACCUGGUGUUGCAAACGGCAGCAUAAGAUUUUGUCUUGGCAUCACGGAACCUGAUGCUGGAUCUGACGUAGCAAAUAUCAAAACCACUGCUGUACGGAGCGGCGACCAUUAUAUCGUCAAUGGCUCAAAGAAAUGGAUCACAAACGCUAUUUGGGCGGAUUAUGUCACCACGGCAGCUCGCACCGGAGGCUCAGGGGCAACUGGUAUAUCGCUUCUUAUCAUCCCGUUGAAAGCUGACGGAGUCUCUCGAAGGACAAUGCAUAAUUCGGGAGUCGGAGCAUCCGGCAGCACAUUUAUUACUUUUGAUGAUGUUAAAGUCCCCAUUGAGAACCUUCUACACAAAGAAAAUUGCGGAUUUGAAGUCAUCAUGUCCAAUUUCAAUGCUGAGCGCAAAAGCAUUGCCUCAUCGGCCAUUCGAUUGAGUAGAGUAUGUGCUGAAGAUGCAUGGAAACAUGCUUGUACGCGUGAGACAUUUGGAAAGAAAUUGAUUGAGAAUCCGGUGAUUCGAGCGAAAUUCGUGAAGAUGGGAAGAAUGAUCGAACCCGCGCAAGCAUUUCUAGAGCAGUUGACUUGGUUGAUUGAGUUGAGUAGGAAGAAUGGCGCAGAAUACGAUGUGAGGAUUGGAGGUAUGACGGCUAUGUUGAAAGUUGUAAGUACGAGGUGCCUCGAGAAAUGUGUAAGGGAGGCUCAACAAAUCAUGGGUGGAUUGGGCUAUGCUCGAGGUGGGAAAGGUGGAAGAAUCGAGGCCAUCUCAAGGGAUGUGAGAGUUAUGGCAGUUGGGGGUGGGAGUGAGGAAAUUAUGAGCGAGCUCGCGAUCAAAGAAGAAGUUAAAGAUCUGAAGAGAUACUCAAGCACUUUUAGCAAACUUUGA
Molecule: messenger RNA, 1341 nt
Organism: Botrytis sinoallii
Lineage: Eukaryota; Fungi; Ascomycota; Leotiomycetes; Helotiales; Sclerotiniaceae
Exons: 5
Coding region: 1-1341 (446 amino acids)
Molecular function (GO): oxidoreductase activity, acting on the CH-CH group of donors; flavin adenine dinucleotide binding
Source: RefSeq, a predicted model, not a curated record